This is a messenger RNA of Uloborus diversus, 5732 nucleotides long. It is a transcript of the gene Top1, whose product is annotated as DNA topoisomerase I, mitochondrial-like. The record is from RefSeq and is a predicted model, not a curated record. Gene Ontology annotation, molecular function: DNA binding; DNA topoisomerase type I (single strand cut, ATP-independent) activity. Lineage: Eukaryota; Metazoa; Arthropoda; Arachnida; Araneae; Uloboridae. Gene Ontology annotation, cellular component: chromosome; nucleolus. Gene Ontology annotation, biological process: DNA topological change; chromosome segregation; DNA replication.
GGUACAACGACACCGGUUGUGGUAGCAUCGACUCCGAAAGAAUCGUCAGUGCGACCUCAUGGAGACAAGCUGAAAAUGAUGAACCCUACACCAAAUGGUUAUAGCAGUUCUCCUAACCAUAAAUCCAAACCUGAGGGAGAGGACAUUGUUAAAAAACACAGUGAUUCUGGUAAAAACAAUGAGUAUCAUAAACACAGCUCAGAUCAUGUGAAAAAGAAAGAUGAUGAUCCAUCUAAGCACAAAUCAUCUCAUUCAAAGUCUAAGGAACAUUCACACUCGAAAGAUAAAGACGGUGCUGUGAAAAGCAGCAGCAGUGAGCAUGGUGACAAAGAGAAGAAGCAUAGUUCUAAGGAUAAGACCAAAGAGAGUAAAUCUUCGGAACAUUCGAAACAUUCUUCUGGAAAAGAAGAGAAGCAUAAGAGCUCAGAGUCGAAGAAAGACCAUGGCAGUGACGAAAAGAAAAAAACUGACAAUUUUAAAGAAAAUGAAAAGGUGAAAGACGGCAGCUCGAAAGAAUCGAAGCACAAGGAAUCCAAAGAGAAACACAAAGAAAAGCAUAAGGAGCACAAGGAGAAGCAUAAAGACAAGGGUGAGAAAUCGAAAGAACACUCUGAGAAGAAGGAGAAAUCUAGUGAUAAGCAUAAAUCUGAAAAUUCGGAAAAGCAUAAGGAAGCGUCUGGUGAUAAAAUUAAAUCUGAACAUUCUGAAAAGCAUAAAGAGGCAUCUGGUGAUAAAGUUAAAUCUGAACAUUCUGAAAAGCAUAAAGAAAAAUCCGGUGAUAAAUCGAAAUCUGAACAUUCUGAAAAGCACAAGGAAAAAUCCACGGAUAAGAUAAAAUCCGAGAAUUCCGAGAAGCAUAAGGAAAAGCACAAGCACAAGCAUAAAGACAAGCAUGGUGAUAAGGACAAGCCAGUGAAAAUAAAACAAGAACCUGAGAAUAACAAAGGUCAUUCUCCAUCCAAAGAAGUAACUUCAAAAGUUACUGUUAAAGAAGAAUAUAUGAGUGAAGAUGAUAUGCCUUUGACAAUGAGAUAUGAAAUGAAGAAAGCAGCUGAAGCUGCUAAGAAAAAAGAGCAACAAUUAGACAUCAAACCAUCAAUCAAAAGAGAACCCGAAUCUGAUGAAGAACCUGCUCCUGUUAAAAAAAAGGUUAAAACUGCAACGAAGAAACGGGCUAGACCCCCAAGUGAUGAUGAUGAUGAUGAAGAAGAUUAUAAAGCUAAAAAGCCAAAAAAGAAAAAGCAAGACACUAAAGUUAAGGUGGAGCCUGCAGGAACUGCUAGUCCCAAAAAAAGGGGAAAAAAAGAAGAAGAACAGGAAGUUUGGAAGUGGUGGGAGGAGGAAAAAUUAGAUGAUGGAAAAAAAUGGAAAACAUUGGAACAUUGUGGUCCGGUGUUUCCCCCUCCAUAUGAACCGGUACCAAAGAAUGUAAAAUUUUACUAUGAUGGGAAACAUAUUCCUUUGAGUCCACUCACCGAAGAAAUCGCUGGUUUUUACGGACGUUUAUUAGACCAUGACUACACUUCCAAAGAUAUUUUCAACAAAAACUUCUUCACAGACUGGCGUAAAAACAUGACUCCUGAAGAAAGAGAAAUUAUCAAAGAUUUGAAGAAGUGUAAUUUCAAGGAAUAUGAUAUUUAUUAUAAGCAGAAAUCUGAAGAAAGAAAGAACAUGUCAAAAGAAGAAAAAAAUAAAAUAAAGGAAGAAAACAACAAAUUAACUGAACAGUAUGGCUUUUGUAUCAUUGAUGGACAUAAACAAAAAAUAGGAAACUUCAAAAUAGAGCCUCCGGGACUCUUCCGUGGACGUGGCGAACAUCCUAAAAUGGGGAUGCUAAAACGCCGUAUAGAAGCCAAGGAUGUAAUUUUAAAUCUUGGAAAGGAAGCUAAAGUCCCGGAACCACCUCCUGGCCAGAAAUGGAAGGAAAUAAGACAUGACAAUACGGUCUCGUGGUUAGCGAGUUGGACGGAAAACAUCCUAGGCUCAACUAAAUACGUUAUGUUGAACCCAAGCUCGAAGUUAAAAGGAGAGAAAGAUUGGCAGAAGUAUGAAACAGCAAGGAAACUAAAAGCUCAUGCCGACAGAAUUCGUGCAGAAUACACCAGGGACUUUAAAUCUAAAGAAAUGAGAGUUCGACAAAGAGCAGUAGCACUCUACUUCAUUGACAAGUUGGCUUUGAGAGCUGGAAACGAAAAAGAUGAAGAGACUGCUGACACUGUUGGUUGUUGUUCACUCCGUGUGGAGCACAUUACGCUGGAUGAUGAGAAGGAUGGCCAAGAAUAUGUUGUGAGCUUUGAUUUCUUGGGAAAAGAUUCUAUACGUUACGAAAACUCUGUAGCAGUGGAGAAAAAAGCGUACAAAAACCUUAAGCUCUUCAUGGAAAACAAGCAGCCUGGCGAUGACCUAUUUGACAGAUUAAAUACAGGUAUUCUAAACAAGUAUCUUAAUGACCUAAUGGAAGGCCUAACAGCCAAGGUCUUCAGGACAUAUAAUGCUUCCAAAACUCUACAAGAACAAUUGGAUCGUUUGACAGAAGCGGACAUGACUGUGCCAGAAAAACUUCUCGCCUAUAACAGAGCCAACAGAGCAGUUGCAAUCCUAUGUAACCAUCAGCGGGCUGUUCCCAAAGGAUUUAAUAAGAGUAUGGAAAAUCUCAAAGCUAAAAUGGAUGAAAAAGCUAAUCAGAUAAAAGAAAUGAAGAAAGAAGUCAAGGCUGCUAAAAAUAAUUCUCGAGAUAAAGCAACCUACGAGAAGAAGAAAAAGAGACUUGCUCAACUGGAAGAUCAAUUAAAAAGGUUAGAAGUCCAAGCGACGGAUAGAGAAGAAAACAAACAAAUUGCACUAGGCACAUCCAAGCUUAAUUAUUUGGAUCCAAGGAUUAGUGUUGCAUGGUGCAAAAAGUGGGACGUGCCUAUCGAAAAGAUCUACAACCGAACACAACGCGACAAAUUUAGAUGGGCCAUCGAAAUGGCCGGUCCAGACUACGAAUUUUGAUGCUCCUCAAUCAGCCUCUAGUGUUACGAAGAACAGGCUGACAUUUAGAUAAAUAAGGAAAUAAAGUGUCUUGCCUUCAUCAUUCACAUCAUUCCAUGUUGCAGCUUAGCUGCCUGUGACACGCAUUUUGUAUGGACUCAUUUUUAUCAUGGAAAAGAGUGUGGACCUUGUAAUCAUAUGUAUGUUUUUAGAGGGAUGAUUAAAGAAUGCAAUGUCAUGUUUCCAAGCUCAUUGUUUUUCAGUAAUGUAGUGUUUAUUUAUUUAUUAGUGUCUAUUAUUUACCAAAGUGCUGUUAAUUGUUCAUUCUUUAUUUUCUUUUGAUAUGGUUAAUUUUUUAAUGUGUGGGAUAUAUGAAAAAUGGCUAUCUUAUUUAUUCUAUAAAUUAUUUGUAAGUUUUUUUUUAGUCUGCAGGCAUGAGCUCAAAGUGAUUCAUACAGAAUAAAUGUCUGGUUUUUGUAAUAAUUGAGUCCAAAGCAAUACUUUCCACUAAACUGUUGCAUAUGCAAAUCCAGGAAUAAAGAUGUAAUUCUACACAUACAGAAACAUUUUGCAUUUAUGAGUGGCAUUUUUUUUUUUACAGGAAUGGAAUAAGAAUUUUUCUUUUCCAUAGCAAAAACUUGCAUAUCUAUUCUAAUUAGCUACAAAUUCAAUCAAAUAUGUAAAAAGAUUUCCUAUACUGAUGAAUAGCUUGCAUGUUUUUGCAAGGUACAUAUUUUAGUGACGAAAGAAAGAAUGUGAAUGAUAAAAAGAUAAAAAGUUACAAUUAAAACAAUGGCAAAAUUGAAUUUGUGUAGGCUGUCAUUGAAAAGAUUUUCUAAAUUUUGCUAGAUAGCUACCUCCUAUCUUAGCACUGAUUGUCUUGCAUUUUUAUUUUUGUCACUUAUUUCUUUUAUUCUAUUUGCCUGAUAUGACUUUUGAAAUAUCUGUUUUACAUUGUUAUUUUGUGUGCUGAAAUGCAAUCACUAUCACAUUGAUUGAAGUAGUUUUAUUAUUUAUAUUAUUUUAAGUAUAUCAGAAUCAGAAUUAUUUUUUAAAAAUUGCAUUCAAAAUUUCAAAUAUAUUUUUGAAUCUGAUUUUUUGCGUAGUGCUUCUCUUAAAAUUUCAAAUGUCUGGUUGUAAGAAUUGUAUCAAAAUUUUGUUUUUUAAACAAUGGCGCAAAGAUUUCAUAAUUCUUUCUUUUGUAAGUAUAUUUGUGCUAAAUAGAGGAAUUUAGCACAAAUAAUUAGGAAUUUAAUUAAGAAUAAGAAGAUAAUCUACCAUGGUAUAUGCAUCUCUUUAGUGCUUCAUGAGCAGAAAAUUGCUUCAAUAUUGCCUUAUGAGAUAUUCCACAAAAAUAAAUAAAUAAAUAAAAAUCAGUGCUUCCUUUCUUGAUAGUUUUAAAAGUAUUAAUGAAUUAUUUAGUCUUCUAAUAUGGUAUCCUAAUGCCGUUGUCAUAUUCUAUGAAGUUGUGUUUUGUGUAUUAUGCAUAGCUAUGUAUAUGCAUGGAACCAGCAGAUGUUCAUUUUGGAUUGAAAUUUCUUAAACUAACAAAUUAAUCCCAUUCUACUGAAACAAAACCAGUACUAAAUUAAACUGUUCUAAUCUUUCAUUGCAUGCAAGCUGUAUAUUUACUUAAAAAUUUAAAAAAAAAAAGUUUUAGCAGUAAGGAAAAAAACAAUCACUUUUGUUCAGUAAAUGAAUAAAAUAACUUCAUGUUAUUUGUAUAAGUUGAAUGACAUCAAUAUGUUUUGUGCAUACAAAAAAUUAGCCCAGUGCCCUUUUUUCAAUGCCAAAAAAUCAAUUCCAAAGAAAGCUAUAAUUUAAAUUGACAUUAACUGAAUGACGCUAAAACCUAGAUUAACUCAAGUGAUUGAGUUGUGACCAACAAUGUUUUUUUUAACUAUAUUGUUAGUUUUAACAAAUUGGUCAGUAAAUGUCUCACAAUUCGGGAAAUUCAGUUUUUAUUUAAUAAGGCAUAAUACACUUGUCAACUGUAUUGUUCUUUAUGUUAAGAUUUUUCUAUCUGGAGAUUUUUCUGUAAUGUUAAACAUAAGUGUGUAGUUAAAAAAAAACUCUAUUAAACAAUAUUUUAAUUUCACGUUUCAGCAUUUUGAACUGAAUAGCAUUUUAAAGUACCAAAUUAUUUUGUCUUCCCAAAAUUUACUCGUAGGUUUGCAAAAAAAAAAUACAAGUGAUGAAAAAGCAUGGACACAACUUGUGUCUGUAGGUUAAAAAAUGGCUUUUUCCCGGUGACAUGAAAGUGUUAAUAACUUGCCAAAAAAAUUGAUAAAAUUUCAGUAACACAAUAUUGGUUAAAAGAGUUUCGGGUGAUUAAAGAUCUACUGUAUGUUGAAAUACAUUAAGUUUUGAUGUAUAAACUGUUACGUAUCUUAGAAGAAAAAUUCUUGUUGCGCCUUUUGAUUAUGCAUAGAAAUUGUAAUCUGUAUGAAUCAGCUUUAGCAAAUGCUCUUUUCCUUCAUUGCAAGCUGUUAAUUGAGAAUCAAAAAUUAUAAAUGAAUUUAAUCUGCCUUUUUAAAAAAAACUUUUAGGCUCUACUUGAGUGCUCAUUAUAUAUACUUUCAUCCUCCAUUAUUGUUGAUUGUAAUCAUUUAAUUAUUUGUUUUAUAUUUAUGCAUGGAUUGUUGUUUUUAUCAUACAUUGUCUCUGAAAUGUAAUGGGAACUUGCAUCAAGAUUGUAUAGUCAUUUGUCCUACUUCACGAAAAAUGAAAACAUAAUAAAAAAGUUGAUUUAUAUCAAA